AGUGGGAAGAGAAAAAAGAAAAGAGUAAGAGAGGCAAGGGAGGGUGUAUACACACUUGCUGGAAAGGGACGUCAUAGCCGACCAUAGACGAACAGGCUACCAAAACAUGGCGAGGAAAUAAGUUUACACUGUCUCGUUAGCAGUGUGUCGGAAAAUGUGUUGCCAUUUAAUUGGUAUCAAAUACUCUCGCUAAAGUCAUUAUUUAGAAAUACGAACCAGCUCCGUCGCUUUUAUCGAUCGAGGGCCAAUUGCGGCCGUACAUCAACAGUUUUUCUUCCCACCUUUGGUAAAGCAGUGCAAGCAAGGCGCGAUCACCGUCAACGCCAAAGGAAUGAAAGUUUCUGUGCGGAUAUCGAACAUUCGACGUAGCUAGCUUGCUAUGCGGGCGGUGCGCCAUUUGCUACUUCAAUUGUGGAACAAUUGGAACAAUUUAAGUCUUUUCCGGGCGGAAAUUGCGACUAGCUAGCCAUGCAUGUUUAUUCGCAAUAAAUCUUAUUUUUGAUUUGUGCGUGGGCAGUUAACUGUCAGCCAGCUGGAUAACGUUCGUGUGAUAGCAGCCUGACAGCUCUGCUGCGGACCAGCUUUGUAUUUUGCUGUUAUCAAUAAUUUUGUAAGAUAGCUACCUAGGUACUUGUUCUAACUUUUGUUUAAUCUCACAAACUACAUCUAGAAUUGUGUUGUGUUUGUAAAAACAUUGAAAUAAUCAUUGAUAUCGUUCGAGUCGUUAUGCACCAGUAUCUCAAAUGAACGCAGUAAUAAGAUAGUUCUGCACAAUAUUGGGUCUCUAUAUUAAUACAAUGGGUCAAAGUAGACUAGGUUGCAAGCUAGCUAUCUAACUGCGUUUUGCCUUAUCGUUUUGCCGACUAGAUAGCUAGCCAUCUACAUUAGUAAGUCAAGUCUCCAUCACGGGACCCCCAUCUGUCUCAGUGUGUGGAACUGGGUUUGUUCUGAGAGGGACCUGAUAGCUUAGGACACAACAAGCGUAGGUAAACAUUGGACCACCUGGAUUUUUAACUGGCCACUGCUUUGAUUUUUGUUUAAAUUAUUUGAAACUACCUUUGCCAGCAUGUCUGAAAACGCCCCCACACGAAGCUUGGAUGACAUAGAUCUCGCUGCUUUGAGGGACCCAGCAGGGAUCUUUGAGCUGGUGGAGGUGGUGGGCAAUGGGACCUAUGGACAGGUGUACAAGGGGCGUCAUGUUAAGACUGGCCAGCUGGCUGCCAUCAAGGUGAUGGAUGUGACUGAGGAAGAAGAGGAAGAGAUCAAGGCUGAGAUCAACAUGCUAAAGAAGUACAGCCACCACCGCAAUAUUGCCACCUACUACGGAGCCUUUGUCAAGAAGAGCCCCCCAGGACAUGAUGACCAGCUCUGGCUUGUGAUGGAGUUCUGUGGAGCAGGUUCCGUGACGGACCUGGUGAAGAACACCAAGGGCAACUCUCUGAAGGAGGACUGGAUCGCAUACAUCUGCAGAGAGAUCCUCAGGGGCCUCUCGCACCUCCAUCAACACAAGGUCAUCCACAGAGAUAUCAAGGGCCAGAAUGUACUGCUGACAGAAAACGCAGAGGUAAAACUUGUGGACUUCGGGGUGAGUGCUCAGCUGGACAGGACUGUGGGGCGCAGGAACACCUUCAUUGGCACCCCUUACUGGAUGGCCCCGGAAGUGAUUGCCUGCGACGAGAACCCAGACUCCACCUAUGACUACAGGAGUGAUAUCUGGUCCCUGGGGAUCACAGCCAUAGAGAUGGCGGAGGGAGCUCCUCCUCUGUGUGAUAUGCAUCCGAUGAGAGCUCUGUUCCUCAUCCCCAGGAAUCCCCCUCCUAAACUCAAGUCCAAGAAGUGGUCUAAAAAGUUUAUAGACUUCAUAGAGGGAUGCCUGGUGAAGACAUACACCAGCCGGCCAUCCAACGAGCAGCUCCUAAAGCACUCGUUCAUCCGAGACCAGCCCACGGAGCGCCAGGUCCGCAUCCAGCUCAAAGACCACAUCGACCGCACACGCAAGAAGAGGGGAGAGAAGGAGGAGACCGAGUAUGAGUACAGUGGCAGUGAUGAGGAGGAUGAGAACCGUGGGGAAGACAGGGAGUCCAGUACCUCCAUCCUGAACGUGCCUGGCGAGUCAACAUUGAGGCGGGACUUCCUGCGUCUGCAGCAGGAAAACAAGGAGCGAUCAGAGGCCCUGAAAAGACAACAGGCCCAGCUGGCUGCCCAACGCCGAGACCCAGAGGAACACAAGAGACAGCUCCUGCAUGACCGACAGAAACGCAUAGAGGAGCAGAAAGAACAGCGCCGCCGUCUGGAGGAGCAACAAAGGAAAGAGCGAGAAAUGGUGAGACAGCAAGAAAAGGGACCCCAUCGCAGACUUGACGAUAUAAGGAGGGAGGAGGAUAGGAGGCUGGCCGAGAGAGAGCAGGAGUUCAUAAGACAUAAGUUAGAGGAGGAACAGCGGCAGUUAGAAAUUCUCCAGCAGCAGCUGCUUCAGGAGCAGGCACUGCUCAUGGAGUACAAGCGAAAGCAGUUGGAGGAGCAGAGGCAGUCGGAGCGCCUGCAGAGACAGCUGCAGCAGGAACAUGCCUACCUAGUGUCCCUGCAGCAGCAGCAGGACAAGAAGCCCCAACCCCUCUACCACUACAGCAAGAACCUGGAACCCAACAACAAGCCUGCCUGGGCCCGAGAGGUAGAGGAGCGGAGUAAGCUCAACAGGCAGGGCUCCCCGAAAAUCUGCACCACUGUCUCUGACACUGCAAUCCAAUCCCGCUCAGACUCCGUCAGCCAAUCCGGAGGAGGCCAGGCUGCUCAGACUCCGCCUAUGCAGCGACCUGUUGAACCUCAGGGGGGGCAGGGCAAGUUCCAGAUGGCCCACUUGGUCCCACUGAAGCCCUACGCUGCCCCUGUCCCCCGCUCCCAGUCCCUGUGUGACCAACCCACUAAGACCAUGUCCGCCUUCCCCACCCAGGACCCCUCCCCCACCCCCACCCCCCGCCCUGUCCACUCCAGGGAGCUGGUCCGACAGAACUCUGACCCUACCUCCGAGAGCCCCGCACCUCAGCCUCGCGUAAGGGAGGAGCGCGGCCCCUGGAUCCGCUUGCCUGAGACCGAGCAGCCUCCCAAGAUUCCUCAGAGGACUGCCUCUAUUGCCACAGCACUCAACACCAACCUUUCCUCUGGCAUCAGGCAUCCAGUCAGAGCCAGCAACCCAGACCUCAGCCGCAAUGACCGCUGGGAGAGAGGAGACAGCAUGAACCUGGUGUCCAAUCUGCCCCAGACUGGCUCAUUGGAGAGGCACCGUAUACUCAGCUCAUCCAAAAUGGACUCUCCCAUACUGGGCCAUGACGGGCGUAUGAUCGGGCACAAGCCAGGGGAGUCUCGCACAUCAUCCCGUCCCAGUCGCCCUGCUAGUUACAAGAGAGCUAUCGGAGAGGAUCAUGGGCUAUAUGCUAAGGAGCGUCCCGAAGAGCAGCCCAGACCUCCGGUGAAGGCCAACGACUACUCCUCAUCCUCAGACAGCAGUGAAAGCAGUGAGGAGAGUGAGAGUGGAGAAGGCAAUGAGGAAGACAGCCCCACUGACCGUCCCCGGGAUGCCGACUCUGACUCUGUCAACACCAUGGUGGUUCAUGAGGAGGAGGAGGGGGAGCGCGGGGAGGGGGAGCAGGCAGGAGGCUAUGGGGACCAGACCAUGCUGGUGCAGAGGACGCCAGAGAAGCGAAGCCACAAUGGAUACACCAACCUGCCUGACGUCGUGCAGCCCUCUCACUCCCCCACUGACUCAGCUUCUCACUCAUCCCCUGGCAAAGACUCUGUCUAUGAUUAUCAGUCAAGGGGCCUGGUCAAGGCAUCAAGUGGGAAAUCCUCCUUCACCACCUUUGUUGACCUGGGCAUGUACCAGCCACCAGGUGGCACUGCUGAUGCCAUCUCUGUGGGCAGUCUGGGCUCUAGGUUUGAGCAGCUGAAGAUGGAGGUGAGGAAAGGCUCCAUGGUCAACGUGAACCCCACUAACACACGCCCCCACAGCGAUACUCCGGAGAUCCGCAAGUACAAGAAGAGGUUCAACUCUGAGAUCCUCUGUGCUGCUCUUUGGGGUGUGAACCUGCUGGUGGGGACAGAGAACGGUCUGAAGCUGUUGGACCGCAGUGGUCAGGGGAAGGUCUACCCUCUCAUCAACUCCCGCCGGUUCCAGCAGAUGGAUGUCCUGGAGGGACUCAACCUACUCAUCACCAUAUCAGGUAAGAAAAACAAGGUGCGUGUAUACUACCUGGCCUGGCUGAGGAACAAGAUCUUGCACAACGACCCGGAGGUUGAGAAGAAGCAGGGAUGGACCACCGUGGGGGAGAUGGAAGGUUGCGUGCACUACAAAGUGGUGAAAUAUGAGAGGAUCAAGUUCCUAGUGAUAGCCAUGAAGAAUGCGGUGGAGGUAUAUGCCUGGGCUCCCAAGCCUUAUCAUAAAUUCAUGGCAUUCAAGUCCUUUGGUGACCUGCCUCACAGGCCCCAGCUGGUGGACCUCACAGUGGAGGAGGGUCAGAGAUUAAAGGUCAUCUAUGGCUCUAGUGCUGGGUUCCAUGCAAUUGAUGUGGACUCGGGGAACAAUUAUGACAUCUACAUCCCAGUUCAUAUCCAGAGCCAGAUAACGCCCCAUGCCAUUGUGUUCCUACCCAGCUCAGAUGGCAUGGAGAUGCUGCUGUGCUACGAGGAUGAGGGCGUCUAUGUCAACACCUAUGGACGCAUCAUCAAAGACGUGGUGCUGCAGUGGGGCGAGAUGCCCACCUCAGUCGCCCAUAUCUGCUCUAACCAGAUCAUGGGCUGGGGGGAGAAGGCCAUCGAGAUCCGUGCUGUAGAGACAGGCCACUUGGAUGGAGUCUUCAUGCACAAAAGAGCCCAAAGGCUCAAGUUCCUCUGUGAGAGAAAUGACAAGGUGUUCUUCGCGUCGGUGCGCUCCGGAGGCAGCAGUCAAGUCUACUUCAUGACUCUGAACAGGAACUGCAUCAUGAACUGGUGAAUAGACAUAGUCCCAUAGUCAGUGUAUGGAGUCCACCAGGCCAAGCAAAAUGACACCACAGCUCCCUCGCAAUGACACACCACACAGGUCCACACUCGACACACAGCACACGCAGGCCUACUGUAAAGCCAUUCCAGCCUAAACUUUAAAUGAGAGAGUCUAAUCUGCCACCUGCUGACUCCGCUACUGGAAUGAUACAGUCGCUACCUAUGAGACCAUCACCACAGGCUUCUAAUGUAAUAUCAUCUCUACUUUGUAACUGUAUAUACUUCUCCUGUAUUAUUGUACCUCAGUCACUUGGUGGAAAUGUGUUAAGUCGUAACUAUUAUUGUUCUUCUAAGUGGGGUGUGUUAAUAACAUUCCUUACUGGCGAAAUACAUUUUGAAGAAGGCAUGGCGAAUCCGUAUACAAUACCAGUCGAAGGUUUGGACACACCUCAUUCAAGGUUAUUUCUUGAAUGUUUUGCUAUUUUCCACAUUGUAGUGUAUUAGUGAAGACAUCAAAACUAUGAAAUAACACAUGGAACCACGUAGUGCCCAAAAGAAUGUUAAACGAGUCAAGUUAAGUUUUAGAUUCUUCAAAGUAGCCACCCUUUGCCUUGAUGAGAGCUUUGGACACUUGCCAUUCUGUAUACCAGUCUCACUCUGCGGUCCAACUCGUCCCCAACCAUCUCAGUUGGGUUGAUGUCUGGUGAUUGUGGAGGACAGAUCAUCUGAUGCGGCACCACCACUCUCCUUCUUGGUCACUCUCCUAAUAUGGACUACAGUACAAUACAUGUAUGGUAUACCAGCCCUACCCUCACAACAAUACGGAUUGGCUCAAAUUAGGAAAGAAAUAAACAUUGGUUGAGAGAAUGCAGAGUGUGUGAAGCUGUCAUCAAGGCAAAGGUGUGGCUACUUUGAAGAAUGUGUAAUAGGAAAUGUGUACAUUUUUUAAUCACCUUUUGGUUAUUACAUGAGUCCAGGUUUUAUUUAAUAGUUUAUAUUACCUUGAAUGAGUAGGUGGGUCCUAACUUUUGACUGGUACUGUAUGUCAAAGUUGUAAAUAGCUAGUAUCUAACACUUUCAAAUGGAAGAGAACAUUGGUAAAUUGUCACUGGCAGACAUGUCACUGGCAGACAUGUCACUGGCAGUGCAUAUUGCACCUCCAUUGAGGGUGUUGCCGUGGAGCUGAUACAUGUUCUCUUCUGGCACACCCUAGAGGUUUGAAGUAUUUUCACAGAACUUCAUCAUAGAAGCUCACUCACUAUGCUAAGCUUCUCAUUCCCUAUAACGUAAUUAUUCUACUUAUCGUUCAACAAUAAGUGCCGUUUGAUUAAAUGUUUAUUUCAUGUUUUUGUUCGAUUUUCUUUUUUUUGGGGGGGGGGGGUUAAAAAAACAAAAACAAAUGGGAAGAUAGACUAUCUAUGAAGUGAACAUGGUUCUCUAGGAAAUCCAGAACUGUUAAAUAGAAAAUACUGCUCUGUUCUAGCUGUAUGCCUUCUGUUGUCCCCUAGUUACAUAUUGUGGACAGAGCCACUUGUCAUUUAAGAGGCCAUCUAAAAUGUCUUGAGAUAUUUCUCUUUUUUUUUUUUCUUGUUAUACAUUUACACUCGCUACAUGUUUGAUAUUAUCUGUACUGUUUCUCUAUUUCUUAUUAGCCUAUAACUGGUAUACUUAAUUUUACUCUACUGUUAUUAUUGCAAUAUAUAUGCUGUUCUAGUGCAGUUCAUGUUUGAGGGGAGAUGUAGUUAAUUUGUUGUGUGUAAAAUGUACCAGUGGUAAGAAGUGAUUUGAGGGAUGAUUAAGUGUGAAGGUUUUGAAGUGAUAAAGAGGACUUAGAGGAUAUCAAUAAUAGUUAUGCAGAGGUCGGUCAGUGAUCAUGGUCCACAUGGAAGUUGUGCUGAGUUUCAGGCACUUAUCUGGUGGGUGAUAUCCAGUUGAAUAUAGUUCCCUUUUCUCUUGAUCUAUUCUGUCUAAAACCUCUGUUUUCAAUUACUUUCUUGUUCAUUGGUAUGGAUUUGUGUGUGCACGUGUGUGUGUGUGUGUGUGUGUGUGUGUGUGUGUGGGGUUUCAGGGAUGGGUCUGCAGUGGCUAGAAUAGAACUGUUACUGUGGUUUCCAGCAAUAGUUGUGUGGUUCUUGAGCCAGUAUUGAACUCCACUGACUGAUGCUUAAGCAGGCCCAGUUUUGUGGAUUCUUUGGCUCUGCAAUACUGUACCAGAGAACUUUAACUCAUUGGGCACAUUUAUUUAUCAUCUUAAUAAACAAAAAGCCACAAUUUGGCAACAAGUUACUCCUCUGGACAUACUAUGAAUCAUCUAGUGAUGUGAUGCUUAAGCUGUGGAUAUUUUAUGUAGUAUACUCAAAUAGAUGCUAUUAUAUAAAUAUAUGUACUUCAGAGGCAAAUACAAUAAGCUAAAAUGAAUAUAAUAAUAUAGGAGAAUAUUGAACCGAAUCGAUUGUAAAUUGAUGAAAGCACUUUUAGUACAGUAUAAAUGUAUAUUUUACUCAUGUGAGCGUUCUUGCAUGCACAUUAUGAGCAGUUCAUCCUGUAUCACAGUUCCGUAUCAAUUCUUACCUUAGUUUCCCACUCGCCUAGUUCACCUAAUGUCAGCAUUGUGCCAUGACUCAUAUGUCACGUUUUACACAGUCCACAAGUAGCUUUGAUAAGCCACCCUGCCAUUUUAAAGUUAAAGCAGUGCCUUGGAGUAUGGAAAGGGCUGGGUGGUGAUUAUUUAGGGGAAAGGGUCAGAGGUGAAUAUGACCCUCCCUUCAUUCCCAACUUUGAACUCCAGAAAGUUGUUACCCACAGACUGUUUAUACAAAUGAAACAGUGCUGUGAAGUUAUUUUACCCCAUUUCUGAUAUAGAUUGUUUUGCAUAUUUUGACAGAUCUUUAACCUAACGUUACAUCAUGGGAACCAGAGUGGAAAUGUAGAUUUUUAAUUGAGUGGGCCAAGUUAGGCAACACUAAAUACCCCGUGUUUACCUCCUUCCAGCCGGUAAUGGUGGUGGCAGCUUUAGUUACAUGGCUGCAACCAAAACUUUUCUUUAAUUGUUCAUCUCUCUAUCUCUCGUCCAUAUGUGAAACAAAUGCUUUAACUCAGCUUCAGGCCAUUCUGACAUUUUACAUUUGUUGCCUUUCAGUCAUUCUCAUGUAGACCUGCUUGUGCACACUUGGAUUAUUGUCUUGCUCUAUGAAUCCAGUGGAAUUCAGCUAGCAUACCAUUAGCUAGAUUCUCCUUCACAAUUCUCCAGUAGCUCCUGUUAGGUCUGGCAAAAUUCGGCAGUAAGAACCUUGUACCAACAGUCAAGCAUGGUAGUAGUGCGAUGCUUUGUAUUGCUUCCUCUACAGCUGGAUGACUUUACAUUUUUUGAAGAUUCUGCUUAGCAUCAGGCUAUUGUAAAGGAGAACAUUUGGCCAUCAGUUGGUUUGUUUUGAAGUCAUUACAGCUGAACAUGACAAAAGUGAAUGAGUAUACUUUUUCACACAGGGGCUUCGGGUGUUGCUCAAUUUUAUUUAAAUGAACCAAAUGUAUAUCAAAAUGUUGUGUAGUUGUUUACUCAGUUUCCCUUCAGGUAAUAUUCCGUUUUGGGUGAAGAACCAAGUAGAUUUGGUGUCAAAAAAUAUGAAAAGAAUAAAACAAACUUAAAACAUGGGCAAUUACUUUUUCAAGGGAAUUUAAAUGGUUGCCUCCCUUGUUAAGGGCGUUGUGCCAAUUAAGUGCACUUUAAUAGAAACCAGAACAUCCCUACAUGACUCAACUGCUUUAAUAGAAACCAGAACAUCCCUACAUGACUCAACUGCUUUAAUAGAAACCAGAACAUCCCUACAUGACUCAACUGCUUUAAUAGAAACCAGAACAUCCCUACAUGACUCAACUGCUUUAAUAGAAACCAGAACAUCCCUACAUGACUCAACUGCUUUAAUAGAAACCAGAACAUCCCUACAUGACUCAACUGCUUUAAUAGAAACCAGAACAUCCCUACAUGACUCAGCUGCUUUAAUAGAAACCAGAACAUCCCUACAUGACUCAACUGCUUUAAUAGAAACCAGAACAUCCCUACAUGACUCAACUGCUUUAAUAGAAACCAGAACAUCCCUACAUGACUCAGCUGCUUUAAUAGAAACCAGAACAUCCCUACAUGACUCAGCUGCUUUAAUAGAAACCAGAACAUCCCUACAUGACUCAACUACUUUAAUAGAGACCAGAACAUCCCUACAUGACUCAACUAAUUUAAUAGAAACCAGAACAUCCCUACAUGACUCAACUACUUUGACAUUUUGUGACCCAGCAGAUGACUAGUUGUCAUUUUUUAACAACAUCGGCCACUUGCUGCUUUUUAAAGAUUUGAUCGACUCAGAGUGACUUUCUGUUGCCACCAUGUGGAAGAGUUAGUGUAGAGGAAAUACUUCAACUCUAGUUUCCAGGCCAAGAACUUAAAUCAACAUGCAUUUCAGAUCUCAAUCCAUACAAUAUGAUUGUGGCCCAUUCAUGUGACUGGACAUUGGCACAGGAUGAAUGUGCAAGGUGAUGGCAGCAAACCUAUCCAAAUUUGAGUGUAGAAAAUGCCUAUUAAGAUGCACCUCUGAUGUGACGGUUCUCCAGACAGUGGGAGGGAUUGCCGAUGUACUGUAGAAUAGCCAUAGGCCAUUCUGCAUUUGUUGAGAAUAGUUUGGUAAUAUUUAAUAUGUUCAAAUGAAACGUGUGACCGGGGUUUUGAUGCCCUUGAAAACACGGGACAUUUUUAUUUUCUUGUGGUUAGGUGUGUGGAUUAGGUGAGAUGCAGUGGGAAAGUAACUUAAUAUAUUCAGAAAUAACUAUUUUAAUAAAUGAUAAUGUCAAUUAUAUUGAGAGAUUUAAAUGGGUGAAUGUACAUCUAUAAAGCAGAUUUGUAUUUCGAUAACCAUUUUUAAUGUCUGGCAUAUUAAUCAAUCUAAGCACAAUGUAUUCUAAUUUACAACGCAGGGAGCAAAGCAAGUGUGGGUUUCUGUUAACAGAGCCGAUGAUAGGACUGUCUUUGUGGGUGUGACGGAUGCAUGAGUGAUGGUGGAGCUGCAUGCGUUUCCACUGGAGGUUUUGAUUGCUCUGGAUACAGCCAAACUAGUCAUGCUUCUGGUUCAGAGGAAAGGAGGCACCAGUGGGACCAUGAGGACAUAUGUGAGAUGGGGCAGCAGUCAACUGAGACAGAAAGGGGGUGGGUGGAUGGAGAGGGCCCAAUGUUUGUCUUCAUCAAGGAGUAGUUUAAUUAUUAAAAGCAAACCACUCCUUCUUGUUUUUCCAAUAUAAAUUCAGUAUCAGUGGAGUGUACUGGUACACAAUCAUCACCGUUAAACGGGCUUGGUUUCCUGGAUUUUCCUGCCCUACAGAACAUUUGCCAUAUCAGGGUUGUGACCUUUUCUCUUUCAUAAACAAGUAUUACGUUGAAUUCUCUGCCGUCUGUGUCUCAGUUUGACUUUGGUUGGGAGGGUGUUUAUUGUGGCCUUUGGCAGACACUGAAUGUAAUCUGGACUGUUUGUUUGUCUUGUUCAUUAAAUUGAUACCCAUACAUUGCUUAAUCUCUCUAUGGGGGGUCUUAAUCUCAAGGGAAAAUGCCUUCUAAUCCACAGCAUAAUACUUAAAACAGUUGUAAUUUGUGUAGUUUUGCAGUCUUGCAUUUGCCCAGUAUUUGCAUUUAUGAUGAAGUAUGAGGCGGGACAGAGAGCCUGCGUUUACACAGUGAAAUGUUGAUGUCUUCCGUAUCACAUGCCUAUUAGAUCUUCAUGUAAGCUGCAAUGUGUCUCUCAUCCUGAGGCAAUAUUUAUGUGACCUCAGUUUUGACUUUGUUGUGCUUUAAGGUGUUGCUGUUUUUAAUUUUUUUGACUGGCAACAUUUAAAGCAAGAAUGGGCAACUUAGUUGUUAAGUGGUAGUCAAUCAAUUAGACCAAGUUUAGCAAGGCAUUUAUGUUGGUGAACAAGAAUAACUUUAGCAACUGGCUAACGAAACUUAUGUAAAUCAUGGUCCCCCAUUAAUUUUGUCUGGAAGCAUUUAUUUUCACCCAGUGGCAACAUUUAGUAAAAAUACAGAGAAAUGGCUUUUAAAACUGCUAAUUCUUCUCUGCACCUUGUGGCUUAAAUGGAAUUGCAUGUAAGUUAUACAUCUUCAUAUCUUCAUAUGGCAAAUUGCUGAGUGUACAAUAGCAUAUUGUUUAAAGUGUUAUAAUGAAUUGAAGGAAAGUAGUUCCUGUCAGUUUUUCUCUCUGGCCCAUGUUAUGAGUCUUAUGUUAGUAACAUGUGGAACAGUAGACAGUCAAACAGAUAUUGAAUUUGGAUAUAAACAACAGAAUUGGGUUCGUAGGAUAGCUGUGUAAACACCAUAUUUUGAAUUAUCAGUUUGGUGGGAUUUCUUUGGGACCUGCUUCACACUGUGUACAGUAGUCACAGACUAAUCUGAUUAUAUAGUCAGACUGUACAACAUUAUGUUGAAUCCUCUGGUUGAAUAAAGGUAAAGUAUGAAUGUAUUUGUUAUUUUCAAUAGAUGCGAUUGUUGUUGGAAUCAAUACAGAUGAAAGUGGGGAAGCUAAAAAAAAAAUAUCAUUGGAUUGGUCUAUAGUUUCUUUAAUUAUCCAUUUUUUAUAAUCUCUUGUUUUUGAGAUUUGAGAUGUCUUUACAAUGUUAUUUGUUUCUGUUUUUGAAGGGUUAACUCCAGAUUGUAUUUAAUAGAUUGAUGAGCUUUCUAGUUUGAAAAGAUUGUGUUGAAUGAACUCAUGAGUCUGUGUGUCAUAAUGCAGAAUUGUUUGAAAAAUAAAACUACAUUGAUCUCAUCUGAAA
Messenger RNA from Esox lucius (northern pike), 11778 nucleotides. RefSeq names its product misshapen-like kinase 1 (gene mink1). The coding region runs from base 1067 to 4987 and encodes 1306 amino acids. Gene Ontology annotation, molecular function: ATP binding; protein kinase activity. Gene Ontology annotation, biological process: protein phosphorylation. The record is from RefSeq and is a predicted model, not a curated record. NCBI's taxonomy places the organism in Eukaryota, Metazoa, Chordata, Actinopteri, Esociformes, Esocidae. The transcript is spliced from 32 exons.